GAAGGCGCCGCGGUGCGGUGUGAAUGUCAGCGUAGAAGGGGGUCAGGUUUUACGAGAAGGGAAAGCGAGCAUAAACUUUUCUGGGGCGAUGUUCCGUCGUAGGAGACGCCUCCCAGCACUGUGCGUGACGCGGGCCUAGGCACGUGUGCGGCUGGCUGCGUGGCGGACUGUGAGGCUCUGCUGGUUGUACUUGGCAUCGGCCCCCGACGGGACAGCUUGCGGCGAGCAUGAUCGGUAACUUGCUCCGGGCUGCGCGGUGUGCGGAGAAGCUGCACAGGUGCUCGGGCAAGCGCUGGUUUUCGCCACGCGUGGUGCUUCACAGAUCGUGCCUGAAGCCCGGGCCCCGUUUGACAUGGGGGCGGCAAGAGCCGCGGAGAACCCCGCGGCCCGAACCUGGCCUCGGCGCCGCCCAGAAGGCCCUUUGGACCGGGUGCCCGAGCCCCCGGAAGGCCGAGGAGGACAGCAGCAAGCAGGUGUCCGUGCACGGAGCUCAGGGAAGGGACCCGGCCGUCUCAGCCUCACAGAAAGUGAAAGAAGCUGGAAGAGACUUUUCCUACUUGCUAGUGGUGCUUAUUGGAAUCGGCAUCACAGGUGGCUUGUUUUACACGAUUUUCAAAGAACUUUUUUCUGCAUCCAGUCCUCAUAAGAUAUAUGGGAAAGCCUUAGAAAAAUGCAGAUCACACCCUGAGGUGAUCGGUGUCUUUGGUGAGCCUGUCAAAGGCUAUGGUGAGAUGACGAGACGUGGCCGAAGGCAGCAUGUCAGUUUUAUUGAAUAUGUAAAAGAUGGGCUGAAAUACAUGCGUGUGAAAUUCUACAUCGAGGGCUCCGAGCCAGGGAAGCAAGGAACAGUGCACGUGGAAGUGAAAGAGAACCCAAAGACUGGCGAGUGUGAUUUUCGAUAUAUAUUUGUAGAAGUUGGAUCUUAUCCUGGAAGAACUAUUGUCAUUGAGGAUAAUAGAUUUCAAGAGAAUUAAAAGAAACCCUGCAAGCCUGCAGUUUCUGGAGGCAUGGUGAAUGGUGCAAGUGGUCUCACAGGACUUCCAGGGUCCGUUCAGAACAGACAGGGAAGGGUGCUGGCUCACAGAAGCGAGUUCAGACAGGUAGAACAGCACGCCACAGGGCAUGUUCUAGUUGUCCCACUGAUUGUCGGUCAGGGACAGUAGUUCUGCUGUACUUCAACACCUUUGUGAUGAGAAUUUCUUACUGAAAAUUUCACACUAUGUUAAUAAAAACAGAUUUCAAUAUUUUGUGCUUUUUAAAAUACUGGAUAACUAUAUAAAGCCUGCACAAUAAAAAUUAAAACUAAUGAAAA
Messenger RNA from Oryctolagus cuniculus (rabbit), 1312 nucleotides. It is a transcript of the gene TIMM21, whose product is annotated as translocase of inner mitochondrial membrane 21. Gene Ontology annotation, biological process: protein import into mitochondrial matrix. Gene Ontology annotation, cellular component: TIM23 mitochondrial import inner membrane translocase complex. The record is from RefSeq and is a predicted model, not a curated record. NCBI's taxonomy places the organism in Eukaryota, Metazoa, Chordata, Mammalia, Lagomorpha, Leporidae.